Messenger RNA from Ceratina calcarata, 4238 nucleotides. RefSeq names its product protein mab-21-like. NCBI's taxonomy places the organism in Eukaryota, Metazoa, Arthropoda, Insecta, Hymenoptera, Apidae. Bases 1583 to 2680 code for a protein of 365 amino acids. The transcript is spliced from 2 exons. The record is from RefSeq and is a predicted model, not a curated record.
GGUGAACGCAAAAGAGGAGAGGGAAAGGGACAUCUACACGUGCUCGACUCAUGAAUCAACUCGUAUUAGCGAGGACGUAGCAAGCCUGGUGGGCACCAAUCUACCACUCCAACAUCGAAUAGAUUGGAUUUCUCAACUUUAUUUAAUUAUCUGGCAACGAGGCGGACCGGAGCCAGACGGAAACACGUCGUUGAAGGUUUUCUGCGAGUGCUGCUACGACAAUCAGAUAGUGUUUGCAAGUGAAAAUAAAUAUUAACGAUAAUGGAUUUUUUCUCAAUAGCGAACGAUUAAACAGUUCUUAUUUAUUUUUAUGGAAUUAUAUGUGCAGAAUUAAUAGUUAUCUAACUUGAAUGCGCUACAUAAAUCUUGACUACUUCCACAAGAUUAAAAGCCAUUUACAGGAGAAGCGUACACAUUUACGUAAAAAAAUAGGUAAUACCUAGAUUGUAUAAUUCGUUCAAUAGUAAAAAAUGUAUGAAUGUAUUUCCUGCAAAGUUAAAAAUCAUCUGCCCUUUCUUAUUCAGCAUUGAAAUCCCGUUCUUAUGUUUUCAUUCUUAACAUGCCGAUCAAGUGUGAGCAGAUGUUUUCGACUAAGAAUUAGCUGUUGAGCAUUUCAUCGUCAAAUGCACCGUUUUUCUGUUUCCCUUUUAUGCGUCGACAGCGAAAUGCUACGGCAUGAAUACCUGUGUCCAAAAAUGCUGAUAAUCAACCGAGAUAUGCCGUUCUAUAAGAUUCCAAAGAUUAUAGCCUUUCUGAGACCAGCUCCACCCUUCGUGUUUUCUUUCUCAUCUUAACCCUUUUAUUAUCGGAAAUCUAGCUAUGUAUUGGGGCGGAGAUAUGUUUUAUUUGGGCUUAGCGGAGUUAUUACACCUUGCCUCCCAAUAUGCGAACUGUUCUCAUAUCAAUUCAUACAUAAAUUUGCUUUAAUAACAAAUGAAUAUCCAAACUGUCGUACAUAUUAACAAUCAUCAAGCAGGAAAUUUACUGUUAUUUCUGAUCCACCCUACCUAGAGUUAAUAACGAGAAACCGUUGUAAAUAACUAAAACGGGAUGAAAAAUUCUGGGGAUCGGAAGGAGAGACUGAGGGUGCACGAUGAUGAGUGCCUCGCGUAUCAAACGGGGUGGAGGAGGAGAGGAACGAUCGGAGGCGUGGUUCGAGUGCGCACACUCCACGUGACCCCGUCGUUUCCGAAGGCGGGACUUCAGGUCGCCGGCAACACAACUACACCGUCGGUGGAACGGUUCGUCGGGGCCUCUCUGUCGUCGCGCGCGCGGAACACCUCGAGUUGCGCUCGCUCUACGCACAACACCUGCCGCUCGCUCUCGUGCACGUUUUGUUCGCUCCUUCUCGAAAGUGUUCUUCCCUCUACGACCACCGCGUUUCUUUUUCCUCUCUUUUUAAUCACCGUCAUCGUCGAUCUCCCCGAAUCGAUCGAUCAGACUUUUCGGGAGUAAACGAACAUGGAUCGCGGAAACGCGUCGUCGGAUACGACGCGUGCAGAAGAAUGAGCCUAGCCAGUUUUGUAACAGCGACUUCGGAGAUAUCUCGUUGCUAUCAAUCGAAGGUGGACGCGCGUACAGAAUGCUGCUGCCGCAGGAUAUGAUGGCAGCUCAGUCGAAGAUGCUGUACCAGAUAAACAAGUACUACGGCGAACGGGUGCAGGCGCGAAUGGGCCAAGUACAGAAGACGAUCCGCGAGGUGUGCAAGGUGGUGCAGGAGGUGCUGAAGGAAGUCGAGAUCCAGGAGCCGAGAUUCAUCUCCUCCCUGACCGAAUGCAACGGCCGGUACGAGGGGCUCGAGGUGAUCUCGCCCGGUGAAUUCGAGGUGGUCCUCUACCUAAACCAGAUGGGUGUGUUCAACUUCGUCGACGACGGCACCCUGCCGGGUUGCGCGGUGCUCAAACUCAGCGACGGAAGGAAGAGAUCCAUGUCCCUUUGGGUCGAGUUCAUCACCGCUUCCGGCUACUUAUCCGCCCGCAAGAUCCGCUCGAGAUUUCAGACGCUCGUGGCGCAAGCCUGCGACAAGUGCGCCUACAGAGAUUCCGUGAAGAUGAUAGCAGAUACGACGGAGGUCAAGCUCCGUAUCAGGGAAAGAUACGUGGUGCAAAUAACCCCGGCGUUUAAAUGUUCAGGCGUGUGGCCACGAUCCGCGGCGCACUGGCCGAUUCCUCAUAUACCCUGGCCACAUCCGAACCUCGUGGCAGAAGUAAAAACCGAAGGUUUCGAUCUGUUGUCGAAGGAGAGCGUGGCACUUCAAGGGAAACAAUCUGCCAUGGAAGGCGACGCUUGGGUGUUGUCUUUCACGGAAGCAGAGACCAGACUGCUGCAAGGUGGGUGUCGUAGAAGAUGUUUGAGUAUCUUGAAGACACUGAGGGAUAGACACUUGGAUCUACCGGGAAACCCAGUGACCAGCUAUCAUAUGAAGACUUUGUUGUUAUAUGAGUGCGAGAAACAUCCGCUGGAGACCGAAUGGGACGAGGGAUGUUUGGCCGAUCGUAUUAAUGGGAUCUUUCUACAGUUGAUAUCCUGUCUCCAAUGUCGCAGAUGUCCACAUUACUUUCUGCCGAAUUUGGAUUUGUUCAAAGGGAAAUCGCCCAGUGGGUUGGAGAACGCGGCGAAGCAAGUUUGGAGAUUGACCAGGGAAUUGCUGACUAAUAGUCGUGCUCUAGAAAAACUCUAGCGGGAUUUUCCAAUUUUGAAAAUACAUCUGGUUCUCGUUUUACACGGUCAAAGCGAGUGAUAGGAAAUCGUGUAAAAAAUGUCAAUGCAUGAUUAGAGUUCUGAAGAAAUUGAACUCUGAGUAAAUUAAAAUUAAUGAAAAGCGGGUGACUUCAAAAUCGUGUGAAGAAAUACCGUGUAAAAGGAGGGUGAGGUGUAUGACAAAGGGAAAGACAGAAAGAGGGGCGAGAGUUUCGCGUCGAAAUAUUUAGUGCAUUCGCGUGAAUCACGGUGAAUUUAGAAUGUCGAUUUCUCGACGAUUUUUCUUGCUCCUUGUGCUCUCGUAAACUGUGGAGACUCUACGUUCACGCGCUAUCGUUUCGUUCUCGAAGCUACGUGGACGCAGUAAAGAUGAAUGUCAGAAACUAUUGGAUUGACAAAUAAGUUCGUUCGAUUUCCCCUUUGACGCUGUUUCAUUCCAACUUGCAUUUGCUUUUCAUGCCGCUAUUGCACGUUACACAUAUUACAAAUAUGAAUUUAAAAGGUUAUACAUUUAUUGUUUAAUAAAAAUUGUUAAUAUAUAAUUGAAUAAAAUCUAUCCUGCGUGUCAAAGAGACUGUGUUUCAUUCUGUUCUAAAGACUCGAACGAAAUUAUUUGCCGACUCAAUACUAAUUUAUUUUUCUUGAUUGCACCUUAGUCGUGGUGGAAAUUAUGCGAGACGGACUAUAAAUAUCAGUGCAAUAUUCGUCAGUGCUUUGUUCCGCGCGAGAACAAUUGUUGCUAGGUUCUAUGUAAAAUGUGUUGCACGUUAUGUACGAUCGAAGCUUAACGAUGGAUUCAGGAUGCCGACAUCGCGACGUUCCUUACUUCUUGCUCUUGUAAAUUGCGGAGACUCUACGUUUAUGCGCUAUCGUUUCGCAAGCUGUACAAGCUACGAGGACGUAAUAACAAUUAACGUCAGAAGCUAUGAAUUUAUUUAUCUCGAUCGUUUCUCAACCGUUGUGCAAAUAAUGCUCAGAUCAUCGGACUCAGAAUAUCAGUGCAACAUUUUGAUUUCAGUGCAAUGUUUAGUGCUUCGUUUCGCGCGAGAACAACUGUUGCUAGGUUUUAUGUAAAAUAUGUUGCAUUGGAUUUUUUCGAAAAUUUCAUUGAAAUGAAAAUAAAUGAAUGGAUACGAUUGAUAAUAAUGAAAUGAGUGAUAAAUUGAAUUUGAUCGAGAUCUUCACAGAAUCGAUAAGAAUAUAUUAUGUACGAUCGAAGCUUCUGCUUGGUGAGGAAUCUUGUGCUUGCUAAUACAAAUCGAUUUUUCUAUGGUAUGACUGCAAUGUGCGAGUGACUAUUAAAUUUAUCCGGUUGGCUGCUCUUAAAUGAGUGAUAGUAAAUCGUCGUGUGAUCCGUUCUCGUUAAAUUAAUCUAAUGUUUAUAAUCGGUUAGACAUUCAAGCGACCGAUGAUAGCUCGGCCACGAUAUUGUUGUACAUACUUCUUUAUAAUUAUUUAAACGAUAUUUAUUUAUUUCUACUCGAAUCGUUCUUCGAAUACACAAUGUAAAUAUUCCUUAAUAAACGCAUUUCAUCUCA